AUGAAAGGAAUUGUGACUCCUGGGGUUUCAGCAAAUGGGUCAGCUGACCUUGCUACUGAGCUCGAGAAAGGAGUUGAGAGAUUGUCGUUCAAGCCAGAAGGCUAUAAUUAUUGGUCAUGGAGAGGUCACAAGAUACAUUAUGUAGUUGAAGGAGAAGGUCUUCCUAUUGUUCUAGUUCAUGGCUUUGGCGCUUCUGCUUUCCAUUGGAGCCUUGGCGGAUUCACUGCUUUGGUUUCUGCAGUGGGGUUGCCUGACCAAGUUAUUGGGCUUGUACUGCUAAACUCAGCUGGACAGUUUGGAAAUCCGAAUGCAGAGGCCAAUAAGACCGAAGAGUCUGUUCUGCAAAAGUAUCUUUUGAAGCCAGUGAAGGAUGUUUUCCAGCGUAUAGUACUCGGUUUCAUGUUCUGGCAAGCCAAGCAACCAGCUCGUGUUGAAUCUGUCUUAAAGAGUGUUUAUAUAAAUAAAUCCAAUGUGGAUGACUAUCUUGUUGAAUCCAUCACUCGUCCAACUGCUGAUCCCAACGCUGGAGAAGUCUAUUACAGAUUAAUGACGGGAUUCAUGUUGAACCAAAGUACCUACACUUUAGACAGCGCUUUGAGCAACCUCAAAUGUCCCCUUCUACUGCUGUGGGGCGACUUGGAUCCAUGGGUGGGCCCUGCCAAGGCUAAUAGGAUCAAGGAGUUCUAUCCAGACACAACAGUUGUGAACUUUCAGGCUGGCCAUUGUCCCCACGAUGAAGUCCCGGAGUUGGUUAAUCAAGCUCUAAUCGAAUGGUUGUCUUCUCUAAGACCAGAACCCUUCCAACAAGCACUGUAA
Linum tenue is the source of this 816-nucleotide messenger RNA. Lineage: Eukaryota; Viridiplantae; Streptophyta; Magnoliopsida; Malpighiales; Linaceae. The record is from the annotation of a GenBank genome assembly.